This is a messenger RNA of Aspergillus calidoustus, 8246 nucleotides long. The record is from the annotation of a GenBank genome assembly. Lineage: Eukaryota; Fungi; Ascomycota; Eurotiomycetes; Eurotiales; Aspergillaceae.
UCUCUACAAACCUUGUCAAUUUAGGAGUCAAAUGACUGCCAUAACCAUCCAGAACAAGCAGUCGAUGACUUCCAAUUGUGCGCUUAGUUGUAUAAAAAAUAAAGCACUUUUAAAGCCACUAGAGAGUUAUCUGAUUAGUGGUCCACCCAUUCGCGCUUAAUUCAAUCCUCCAGUCACCUGGGAGACCUAGUUCUUCGAACCAUCCCUGGAUAUAAACCUUCCCUUUAAAGAUUAUGCAUGGUGGAACAAUAUAUCCCUUUAACCUAAUACAUUUAAUCGCGGUGACCCAUUCGCGCUGGCCUGGCUAAAUAAGGUAAGGCUUUCCAGGCAUCUUAGCCCUUGUAACAACCCGCGAGGUUAUAAUUAGGCCCAUAGCAAAGCCAGUUUUAUUAAAGUUAUAGAUAUCUUUAUCCUGUAUGCCGUGCUUAUUGCGCAAGGCCUCUAGGGUCUUAAACCACUGCUUUAUAACCUUAGGAUCCUCGCAGAGGGCGCGCUGAUAGUUGUACUUGCGCGUGAAUUGACUUUUAAUGCUUUCAUGGCGCUGAAUAAAGGUGGUGGCCCAGUUUUUCCCAAGCGGCUUUGGGGGGGUUGUUGAUUCUGCUUGUAGGAGAAGAUAUGCCAUUUGCUGCACAUGCGAGACCCUAGGAGCGACUCCUCGUUGAUCUCUAGAUAAUAUCCAUUCAGCUAAUGCCUCUUCCUAAGUUUUAGAUAGUCGGAAUGAGUGGUUGCGAUGUUCUGCCUUAAAUUGAUGUCCCUUCAUGCGAUCGCGGAGUGUUGAGUAAGGUAUCUUAAAAACCUCUGUAGCUUGACGAAUACUCGAUAUUUCGCGCUUUUUUAAGGCUUGUAUUGCAAGUUGAAUCCUCCCCUCUUGCUCAGCUAAAUUUCGACGAGGUUGACGCGGUUUUCGUGGCAUGGUUGGUGAUUGAAUAAUUACGCGUUGAACUGGCGAUGAUUUUUUGGUGGGUGAUCGGAUCGACCGGGAAUUACGUUAGCAGGUCCUCGCCCAGCCUACUAAUCUUGAUGAGGUCCUAAGCCAUUUCCUCUAGUGGAAGAAUCAAAUAUGAGCUCCAGGCAAGCCUAAAGAGCGCAAGUGAAGAAUGGUUCUGAAGUUCGUGAUGGGCCAAAGUCUGUUUUUAGCUCAUGCCUGGAACAUUAGCGCCUUCUAAGCCCACGAGCCUUGGCGGGAUCAAUUCCCAUUGAGCUGAGGAGGAUGCAGCUGGUUGCUGCGAGCGCUGAAGGACGAGCGCCUUCAGGGCGACCCUGGGUACGUCUGAUUGGUUUACAGUGGAGCCCCAGCUUCAGCGUGUCCUCAUGCCAAGGAACUAAUGUUCGGAGGGAUUGUCGCAUUGAAACUGCAAAGGCGGGAAAUCUCGGCAGAAAAUUAGACGGGCACAGAAUUGCUGGGCUCGCAUAGGGGCUCCGAUUUAACUAACUAUUCAUUGUGGCUGACUAAACCUGAUACUGUAAAACUGACGAAGUGGUUCUGUACUUAGUGUUCUCUUUCUGAUUGCCCCCGACCAACCACUUUUGGAGAGUUUGUCCAACACUGCUAUGUUCUUCUGUGACGGCCGAAGGUGAUGGCUCGAAGGAUCGGACCGACCAGCUCUAGCUCGGAUAAAGGAUGAUCUACAAUCCAGGACGCCACUCGUCUCCAUCUUUUCCCUACAGCGUAUUGCUAGGGUAGUCGUCGGAGCGGCGGUGUUCCUAGAAGAGCCAGCGUCGUUCCUAGGAACUUAUGACGGUUUCCUGGAGCUUAUUCUCUUUCACGACUUUGAUGAGUAACCCUCAGAUAAACAUAAUCUGAGGCCUCACUUCAGUGACUAUACAAAUAACCCUGUACGUGGUGUAAGGAACAAUAUCCUAUCUACACUCUAAAAGGAAGUCAGGUAGCUAGGUUGAGGCAUCGGAAUAACGGACAAACGUUUGAGCGCUCUAAUGGCCUUUGCACCGAGUCCCGCCUUUGCUGCUCUGCUUUGCUCAUCUAGUUCAUCCGCUUCUUUGCUAAUUAGUGUCUUAUACCUGGUUAGCCAUAUGUCUUUGCAUCAAGCGUAACGAUGUAUAGAAUGAACUCACCACAUCAUCAUGCCAGCGCUGCAACAUUGUGCUCAGAGCAUGAGGAUUAUUGAAGGCUUUUACAGUCGAAUCCAGGUACGUGUCAAAUAGAUUCCACUCUUCCGUGUCAUCAGGUCCAUCACUCUCAUAUGGGGCAAGAGUAACAAGAAGGUUGUUGUACUCAUCGAGAGGCAAUCCGGCUGGCUUCAUCAGCUGCAUAUACUUCGAGGAGCCCGCAUUGCGAAGCAGAGCUAGGAAGUCUGCGUGAACACGUUUCUCUUCUUCGGAUUCAUCACAGACCCCAUCUCGUUUAUCAAUCCAUCUCCCAUGGGUCACUUUCCAUUCGAGGACCAACCGUUCAACCCCGCCCGGUACCAGAUAGUUUCCAUCUAGCACACUACCCGCGUUUAGCCCUCGCAGUUUCCACGUUUGUCGGGUCAAGGGUUGGAUUCGAUCUAGAAAGUCUGCAUGGGUGAAAUCGGCGAGUUUCUCGAAGCAGUGACUUACUGGCUGAUAACCUGGACCAACCACCGUAACUCAUUGCCGGGCUCAUAGCGAGACGUAGUUCUCCAGGCAUGAUAAUCUCGUCGCAAGUGGGAAGUUUACACUUCGCUCCCCCUCUAGAGUCCGGUGCCAUUUCGAUGAAGAAUAACGGCUGCCUCUGGGGAGGAGAAUUGGCCGGAGGAUCACCGGGGUUUGGUCCCAGGCCAAGGUGUUGACGAAGGAGCUUUCUCUCCAUUUCUAGUGUAUCUAGCUUCGCAUUCGGUGGGAUGGACAUGUUGAUGCUCCUGAUGUCUUCUUCGAGAAGAGCUGCUUUGGAAAGGAUGGGAUCUAAUUAUGGUAGAUUAUGUGAUAAGGGAAAAGGGUAAGCCUAGAAAAUAGCAGCACAGGAUAGCUUAUGGAGGAAAGAGCAGAAGAGAAAAAGACGGCUGAAACAGUGGAGCGCUGAGCGACGAUGUUGCGCUGGAUUACUGUAGCGCCUUCAGCGCAACGACCGGUUUCAACUUACGCAUCUCUAUUGGAUAACACCUCACUUCAGCGCUUCAGCACCCUGUCAGGCAGACCUUCAGCCUCAGAAGGCCAACAACAGGAACAAGUCCAUAGCAAGAUUGGCCUCCGCGCCUAUCUCCACUCCAUCAACAAGCCGAUGCGGCUACGGACGCCAGUCAACAUUGAGCAUGAAUACCAACCCAGGGGAUAGUUAUCCACAGGGUUUCCACUACGUACCUCUUACUUCAUCCCACUCUGAUCUUGGUCAGCGGCUUGCUGACGAGCACCUAAACACGUAAAAUGGAACGAGCUUCUAUCUGUGCUUAUAUAGAUUAAAAUAACUCAUCUGACCCCGCGAUACAGUAGUUGCGCUAUCAAUUGGUUUCGCGUGGUCUGAAUCUCGAGAUAAUUGCAGCUUUCUAUCUUCCCACCUUCAUAGCAGCUCGGUCCGGUCGGUCGCCUUCUCCCAGGAUGUCCUGCUUCUGGCGUCGGCUUCUCAGGACGACCCAUCAUCAGCGCCUUUAAGCAUACAGAACAAAAGGCAAACGGCCACCACAGACCCCUAGGCGAGGCUUAAAGGUUGGCCGUAAGAAAUGUGAUCAUGUACAAUAGAGAUACAAGGGAAGAUAUAUUUUUGUAGGUAGCCUGCAUAUCGCUUUUAUUCGCGAGGGGCAGGGGAAAUGAGAUAGCGGAUACGAACCUCAAGAAUAAUACCCAUCCAUCCGGUUGUAAACACUCCUGCUGUUGCUUGCCGGACGAAGUCGCUCUGAGCCCAGAUUUCGCAGUCUGGUGGCUCCAAAGAGAAAGCUGUUCUUUUCCCCCGGUUUCUUUCAAAGGCCACACUUCCUUUGAAAGCUUGUUCAACAUUCUGUUCAACAAUCUGGGCUGGAAAUAAUUAGGCUCAUCAAAUCACCAGCCGAAAUAUAUGAACGAAAGAUUUUGAGCCCCUUAAAGUGCAAUUCUUAAAAUCGAGUGUAUCGCUGUGCGUCACAGUAGGUGACUCAUAGGGCCCCCACUCCUGUCAGGGUCAACGGCAUCGCCCACUUUCUGGGAGAAAUCUCUUCCCUCAAAAUUCUGGUUCCUGUACUGUUUAACUGUACUCCCACCUCAAGGUGGGAGAGACAGCUAAUUUCCUCGUCUACAAAUAUUACCCUCUCUCAUUCUUGCCUUCUCAAGAAUACCGUAGUACAUAACAUACUCAAGGGUUGAACAGCGAAAUGCCGAUGCUAUUGUUUGGACGCUGGGGGCAACCCACCUCUUCACUCUGCCCUCUCCACAAAACUACUCCAAAAAGACCCUGUAAGGGACAAAACCUCACGUUCUCUUUGAACGGUGAUGUAGUUCAACCAAGAGGGUUAGGGGGCGAUGCGUUUCUCUUUAGAUCUGGGUUGAGAAAGCCCACCCAAUAUAGCAUAUUUCACCAUGCCUCGGAAAUCCUCUUGGGUGAAGAAGCGUCACUCGGAAACCGCAAAGGCGACAUCACAGCAGAAAAAUAGGCGGAAGAAUACUAUCUUUAAGAGAGCAGCGGAAUAUAGCCUGGAAUGUAAGGCUGAUACCCUGGUGGCUAUCAAGAUUAGAAAGACUGGCGAGAUAUAUGUCUUUGAUUCAACCGGAGGAACGUGGUUUGGCGCCUUGUCAAGACUAUGCUAUCCUCGCCCAGUUCUAGUGACCAUGGAAGAUGUCUUCCCCGAAAUCUGAUCAAAGCGAUGAUGAUGUCACCGAUAGCGAGAAGUGGGAAGAGCUGGAGGGGUUCGGAGAGGGCGCGCUCUCUUUCUAGGGGCUUCCUAAGACUCAAAUAACUAUUUAACAUGUUAAAUGGGUGAAUCUGGGUGCAUCAUGUUUUCUGGCCUUUUAACCACAAUGGCGGAGCAGCACCUUCUGUCAUAAUCAAUUGCCCCGGAAUUGGCCUUGUUUGGGACUAACUGACGUAAGACAAUUCGCGCGCUCGUCAUUAUUAAGAAACUCAGCAACACUAAAAAGAGAUCCCCGCGAACUCGUACUAUAUUCUAAAAGAAGGUCAUCAUUUUCAGCCAUUCGUGUUGAGCUAUUGACCGCAAGUCUGUCGCUGCUAUCUCAAAUGUCAACUUUAUUUGAAAAGUGUGUGUCCUGUGGAAAAAAAACACCCGGCUCCCUGUUCUGUUCAGACCAGUGUCGUCUUGGCGCUUCGCUGGCUCGAAGUGUGGCACUAAGAGAGCAGUCGAGGAAAAGCAGUUCACCUUCUUUCUUUGUUCCCUCCGGCCCGGUUGGGAAUGGGCUAGAGUCUCUCACCGCGGAAGAGCAUACUGCCCGCUCUGGGAGCCCAAGGGUUGAACUUGCCUAAUAUAAAGAUUCCUUUGCUAGGAGAUCAAAAAAGAGAAACACGUUCUAAGUUCCACCCCUUGCUCCUAUUGCUCGAGUAGCCAGAGGUGCUUGUAGGUCUGUCUGUACAGCAUGCCCCAGUGAAUGCUAGCAGAAAAGAUUUUUGAAUUCAGCUUCUUGUCUUCAAGCUCCGGCCUAUGCUGUCUUCUGCAGACUUUUCUCGAUUUCGUAAAGUUUUGCGUUACCGUAGCCCUCCGCACGUGUUUCGACAAGUGGCUUUCUCCGUUAUUUUCGUCGUUCGGGUACAGGAUAUUCUAGCCAUGACAUGUCCUCAAAUGAUCAUGUCGUCACUGUUCAAAUCGUACAGUCCCGGCCACCAUCGGACCCUCUAGCCUUCGACCUGUCGUGUGGUCGUCCGAAUCAAUUUCGGACACCAGACAUUCUAUGUUCGAGAGCCCCAGCCGCUUCUCCUGCGCUCGUCCCCUGUCCAACAGCGAUGUACUGGGGCCAGCAUCCCUCGUAUCCCUACUCCACGGCUUCCACAAACGAAGGUCCUGGAUACGUUUCACCUUUGGAACCGCGACCCGCCGACGAGAAAGACAAACCGCGGCAGUCUCUCCCUUCCCUUCCAUCCACGAGGCGUUAGGCAAUGUUAACGCCUGCUGUACCCUGGGCCUUUAACAUCAGCCCCUCCUUAACAAUCUCAUUGCGCACCUAUUCCGCAUCACAUCUCCAACUUUGCUGGUCGUCUGGCGCCGAAGGGCCGCCAGUUCCUCCUAAUCCUUUCUUGAAUGGAGUGCCAACCAAUGAGUCGAGGCCGUAUGUAGACGGGUGUAUGGAUAAAUUGAACGGUGGGAUUCCAAGACAUAUUCCGGGAGUCUCCUAGAAUGACUCUUUGAAACACCAUCUCGACGUCUACCAACUUGAAACGUUACUGAAUAAGACUUUUCACGUUACUAUGCGGCAAGAGCACACUCGAGUUGCUUCACGCCUGUAAUGGGUUCUUUCCCCUUGGUUCAGGAGGUGGAAGAGAUGCUGAACACCCACUAAAAAAUAACAAGGCCCUGAUACAUCUAGAAGCAUGGUUCUUAGUCAAGAGCAUGCUUUGGCUAGGCACAUGGCGCAGAGAAAGGUUGUCAAGGUGGGUGGACUUCAAGAUACGACCGCAUGGCGAUGUACCAGGACGAGGAGUAAUAGGGAAUUUGCUGGUCCAGAUUCAGAGAAACAGUGUAGUAAAGCUGCUCCUGCUGGUUGUUGCCAUAGUUUGUAACCGCGCCGAAACCCCGGAAUAGCGUCGUGGCCUAGAUGGCGCACGAGCUCUAUGCAAUUCCUGAGUCCUCUUGGAUAAAGAAGCGUCGCUCUCAAACCACAAAGGCGGCUUCAAAGAAGAAUACUAUCUUUAAGAGAAAAGCGGAAUAUAGCCUGGAAUGCAAAGCUAGGGCGCUUCAACAACAAGGAUGAGCCAAGAAUUUCGUGGUUACACAAGGCGGGCCCAACAAAGGAGGGGUUAGAGCUCGAGAGAGAAGUUCGGAGCUGUCGUUUCAGCCAAUUCUCAACCUCGGAUGCUUUUACAGAAUACACUUAUCUCAAGGGCCACAACAUUGAAUCCCACCAUUGCUUUUGCUGAGAAUAUUGCGAUAUCGUACCUACUUCGCAGUAUACCAGCGCCACCAUCACGUAAUUGCGCUGAUUGCCUACCAGUCUUCCUGGGAUCUAAUUAAAGCGAGAAUGAGAGAAUGCUGAUGGCGACAAGCAGGAAGAAGGCCAAAUCAUUUUAAAUAAAUCUUGCCCAACGAUGCUCUAUUAUGUUCUUACGUGAUCCGCUUGCUCUUAAACACGUAAAGGAAAACGAGCUCCAUCUUUGCUUAAAUUAAAAUAAAAUCGUCUGGACCUUGCAAUAAUUGCGCAAUCAUUUGGUUUCGCGUGGUCUGGAUAAUCGCAACUUUCUAUUUUAUUCGCUGAGAACAUGAAAUGCCGAAAAGGAAGAACAAGUCUCUUAGUGCCAGAGUUCAGCAGGACAGGGUCCCCUACGGCAAAUACUUACUGUUUGGAAAUGUGAUCUGAGAGGUGCUUAUUGCGGGGACUCCGCUCUCUCAUUUUAUAACAGAAUCUGUACCACCUUUUGAACAGAAUGACAGGUUAUCUUUAGCACACCCAGCUUUUUAAAAUAGGUUCACAUAGAGGGCACAAAUCGCGCAGAAGGGCGGCUUGCUGAUUGGUCGGAGGAGGAAGGCGCCUUGGUUACAGGAAACUCUAUUUUACCAGGCGGCAUAAUACAUGACAUGCUUUACCGAGUCAGGAUGUAUUUAGGACGCAAAAACAGCUCAGGAUCAAAUAUUAAAGCCAUUGAUAUCUAACAGGACGCCAUACGUACCAUAUAUUCUCCGCAGAUAAUCUUAUUACAAUCCAGAGUAAUGGAUGACCAUAUCACACAGCGUCUAUCGAUCAUUAUCAAAAAUAAUCUACACCAAGGCGGUACUAUCGCGGUUAGAAACACUUUAGUAACACGUGGCGAACCAUACAACAGAGGCCGGAAGCCAACCCUGAUAGCGCCUGAAGAUCUGAAUAAGUUAGUGAUAUGUCAUGGCGAGGAAGGGACGGCAUCAUUCUGUGGAAGUGCAGUCUACGGCUUGGGAGUCGAAGGCAGCUUGGAUUUAUACCAUGGAGACGCUCGAAUAGCAUCAUUGCACUGGAAUGGUCCCUGGGCCCGGACUGGAAAUCAGUUUGAGGCAACAAACGUCAACAGUGCAAAGUAUCUAGUCAAUAUUUCUGGUAUCCCUAGCUACGGGAUUCUAGGAGACGUCUCCGUUAUUGUAACAGAGGUUGCUUGUUAGAUCGUGAUAGUAAAUGACAAGGAUCGACGCUCUGCAAUAAUAAAGAAUAAAAGCACUUUAUUUUCUGCAAUA